This is a messenger RNA of Rotaria sp. Silwood1, 411 nucleotides long. The record is from the annotation of a GenBank genome assembly. NCBI's taxonomy places the organism in Eukaryota, Metazoa, Rotifera, Eurotatoria, Philodinida, Philodinidae.
AUGGAUGAAGACUUUCUUCCAGAUACUACUGAUCCUUUGGAAAAUAUUCCUGAAAUAGCUCCCAAUGAAGCCGAAACAUUGGCAUAUCAACAUCUAAUAGAUCGAUUAGAGGAAAUUGAAAAUUUACCAACAACAGACGCUCAAAUGAAGAGAGAUCAAAGAUCUCAAUUUGUUGCUGUAUGGAGCGAAAUUCUUCAAAUUCCUCCAUCGGAUGCUCCAUCUUGUUAUCAGAAAUGUGCUAGCCUUCUGUCACGUUUAUUCAAACAGAACCAAAUUUAUAUCAUACGAGCAAAUACAAAAAUUGCUCGUGAGAUGUGUUUUGCAUGCAUAUCUCAACUCACUCAUUCAAAUAUAAGUCAUUUUCUGAAAUUAAAAACAGAACAACAGAAUUUACCUGACAAUCGAAUUUAA